AUGCUACGAAAAAUGUCAUCAGGGACAAAAGAAGAAAAUAUUACAAGGAAACCAAAGGAAAGAGCAGAAGAGAAGGUCAACAGGAGAAAUUCUUCAUGUGAGGAUCGUGGACGCAAUAGAAAACCUGUAGAAAAGCCUAUAAAGAAGGAGAACGCAAGAGUGAUCGUAGAGAAAAAUCCCAAGGAAUCAGCCGUUGGUCGAAAUAUCCAUAAAACGGGAGAGAACGAGUGUAAAAAGAUGAAAAGAGAACAGAACGGAAUGAGUGAGGAUAUAAAAAGAAGAAAGGAGAGCAAAAGCGAAGAGAAGUUCACCAACGCCGCCAGAACCGCGAACGUAGCAGAAGCACCGGAGAAGAAGUCGAGGAAGGAUUUUUCCACGGGUGGGAAUGAGAAGGUAUCCAGAAAGGAAAUGGACGCGCAAAAAAAGCAAAAUCCGGGCCGUACUCGGAUGAAAUCGGACAGAAGUCCAGUCGAAUCGCCGGACCUCGACGCGCAUGUCGAGGCUAUCCACGAGAGAAGAAUGUCGUUACCGAAAACAAUCCUAACCGAUCCAAUGUCAGAUGUGGAAAUAGUGAUUGGUGAAGACGGUAGACCGGUCUUUCUCCCAAGACAAGCUUCAAAAACCGAGGAAGAACUGGUGGAAGGACUCACUGACAUCAGCUUAGCGAAUGUGAAAAACGUGGACGAACGUACCGCGAAUUUCAUUCCUGCAUGA
Necator americanus (New World hookworm) is the source of this 714-nucleotide messenger RNA. RefSeq lists its product as uncharacterized. Lineage: Eukaryota; Metazoa; Nematoda; Chromadorea; Rhabditida; Ancylostomatidae. The transcript has 5 exons. The coding region runs from base 1 to 714 and encodes 237 amino acids. The record is from RefSeq and is a predicted model, not a curated record.